Messenger RNA from Anoplophora glabripennis (Asian longhorned beetle), 1658 nucleotides. Its product is annotated as septin-1. Gene Ontology annotation, cellular component: septin ring; microtubule cytoskeleton; synaptic vesicle. NCBI's taxonomy places the organism in Eukaryota, Metazoa, Arthropoda, Insecta, Coleoptera, Cerambycidae. The record is from RefSeq and is a predicted model, not a curated record. Gene Ontology annotation, molecular function: GTPase activity; GTP binding; molecular adaptor activity. The coding region runs from base 155 to 1225 and encodes 356 amino acids. The transcript has 6 exons. Gene Ontology annotation, biological process: cytoskeleton-dependent cytokinesis; regulation of exocytosis; cell division.
AAUCGUGUCAUUUUAUUUUAUACCAAAUAAAUAACAUGGCUGUUUGAUGUUUACGUUGUGGAGCUCUACAGUUCGCUUACAAAAAACUUAUCUAUUAUUUUCCUUAUCAGAGAGCUUUAUAUUAUUAUCAGUGCCAAUUAGAGAUUAGAUAACUAUGUCUAGCGAAUCUGUAAAAAACUUCUCCAGCUUGGAAACGCCUGGAUAUGUAGGAUUUGCUAACCUCCCCAACCAGGUCCACCGCAAAUCCGUCAAGAAGGGCUUUGAAUUUACCCUCAUGGUCGUCGGUGAAAGUGGACUCGGCAAAUCUACCUUAGUUAAUGCACUUUUCUUAACUGAUCUCUACCCUGAAAGGCUAGUGCCCGAUGCCGUGGAAAAACUGAAACAGACUGUGAAGUUGGAACCAUCCACUGUAGAAAUAGAGGAGAGAGGUGUUAAAUUACGCUUAACUGUUGUUGAUACACCGGGAUACGGCGACGCGAUUGACAACACCGAUUCCUUCUCUGAAAUAAUCCGGUACAUUGACGAGCAAUUCGAGAGGUUCUUAAGAGACGAGUCUGGCCUUAACAGGAAGAACAUCAUGGACAACCGCAUACAUUGCUGUUUUUAUUUCAUUUCGCCAUUUGGCCACGGUUUGAAGCCACUAGACAUAGAAUUCAUGAAGCAGCUCCACAACAAGGUAAACAUCGUUCCUGUGAUUGCCAAGGCAGACGUCCUUACAAAGAAAGAAAUGCUGAAACUGAAGAAAAAAGUCCUCGACGAGAUCGCUGAACAAGGCAUCCGGAUCUACUCCUUGCCCGAGUGUGACUCUGACGAAGACGAGGAGUACAAAGAACAGGUGCGCCAACUGAAGCAAGCGGUGCCGUUCGCCGUUUGUGGAGCCAACACACUGUUGGAGGUCCGUGGCAGGAAAGUGAGGGGCCGCCUUUACCCCUGGGGGGUCGUCGAGGUGGAGAACCCCGAGCACUGCGACUUCAUCAAGCUGCGCACGAUGCUGAUCACGCACAUGCAGGAUCUGCAGGAGAUCACGCAGCAGGUGCACUACGAGAACUACAGGUCUGAGAGGCUGGCCAAGGGGGCGCCGCCACCUAAAAGGAAUACGAUCAUAGACGAUAAGUCUAACAUAGUCAACGAGAAGGACAGGAUCUUGCAGGAGAAGGAGGCGGAACUGAAACGGAUGCAGGAGAUGAUCGCGGCGAUGCAGGCCAAAAUGCAGCAGACGCAAUAAUACCAGAGUAUUUUUUAUUUACAAGUUUGUGUUACAUAUCUCACGAUGCCUAUAUUAUAUCUUUAUUUUUGCUCAGAUUAUGUACUUUAAUGUCUGAUAGAUACUUUACGAUUACGCGAGAAAGAGAGAUUUAUGUAUUUUUUAUAGAUAAGCAGCGACUGUGACGCAUUCAAAAUGAGCUGACAGUUUCGAAUAUUUCAUUUCUUGGUACAUAUUUUUAUGUAAAUUUGAUUUCGUUUGUUGAUUUGGCGUGAAUUUUUGUGGAAUUUUGAAUGUAGUCGUAAUUUAAAGGCGUCCACUCUGGAUCUUUCCAUUUAGAUUUCGUAUCAUGUGGACGUCUUUAUUCUUGUGGCAAUUGCAUUGAAAAAAUGCUAGGAAGACAAAUUUUAUUAUUGAUUUGUGUUUUUAGACAGCCUCCCAUUUUUUUUUACGU